This is a messenger RNA of Exophiala oligosperma, 372 nucleotides long. RefSeq lists its product as uncharacterized. Gene Ontology annotation, cellular component: membrane. Bases 1 to 372 code for a protein of 123 amino acids. The record is from RefSeq and is a predicted model, not a curated record. Gene Ontology annotation, molecular function: transmembrane transporter activity. Lineage: Eukaryota; Fungi; Ascomycota; Eurotiomycetes; Chaetothyriales; Herpotrichiellaceae. The transcript has 2 exons.
AUGCUGGGUCCUGAAGAGAAGACUGUCGACCUUGGUCCAGGGACUGGAGAGGUCGUGAGUGUUGAUCAGCACUCUUCCCUCAUCAAGUCUUACAUGCGGAAAUGCGAUUGGCGCUUGAUCCCUGCCUUGUCCUUGACCUACCUUUUCAACUCUCUGGACCGCUCUAAUCUAGGAAAUGCGAAGACCGACGGCCUCGCGAAGGAUAUUGGACUCACAGGCAAUCAGUACAAUUUGAUACUGUCGCUGUAUUAUGUGCCGUUUGUGCUUUUCGGCCCGGUUGGAGCCUUUGCCACCAAAAGAGCCACGGCGAAGUACAGCUUAUCCAUCAUGAUGAUUUGCUUCGGAUCGCCUCGCUCUGCACUGGGACUGUGA